Messenger RNA from Epinephelus fuscoguttatus (brown-marbled grouper), 2828 nucleotides. Its product is annotated as USP6 N-terminal-like protein. The record is from RefSeq and is a predicted model, not a curated record. Lineage: Eukaryota; Metazoa; Chordata; Actinopteri; Perciformes; Serranidae. The transcript has 11 exons. Bases 49 to 2499 code for a protein of 816 amino acids.
GAGAAGCAAAAACACCUGGAGGUGGAGAGGACCACAAAAUGGCUGAAGAUGCUGAAGAGCUGGGACAAAUACAAGAACAGUGAGAAGCUGGUCAGGAGGGUCUAUAAAGGAAUUCCCCUGCAGCUCCGAGGGGAGGUGUGGUGCCUGCUGCUCGAUAUUCCCAAAAUAAAGGAGGAGAAGAAAGACUUCUACGAGAAACUAAAGGCCCGAGCCAGAGGACUCUCCCCAGACAUCCGUCAGAUUGACCUGGAUGUGAACCGGACCUACAGGGACCACAUCAUGUUCAUGCAUCGCUACGAUGUCAAGCAGCAGGCUCUCUUCCACGUCCUCACAGCCUACUCCAUGUACAACACGGAGGUGGGCUACUGCCAGGGCAUGAGCCAGAUCACAGCUCUGCUGCUGAUCUACAUGAAUGAAGAGGACGCCUUCUGGGCUCUGGUUAAACUGCUGUCUGGACAGAAGCACGCCAUGCACGGGUUCUUUAUCCCUGGCUUCCCGAAGCUGAUGCGUUUCCAGGAACACCACGACCGCAUCCUCAAGAAGAUGAUGCCCAAACUGAAACAACACCUGGACAGCCAGGAGGUGUUUACCAGUCUCUACACUAUGAAGUGGUUCUUCCAGUGCUUCCUGGACAGAACUCCCUUCACCCUCACCCUCAGGAUCUGGGACAUCUACAUCUUGGAGGGAGAACGGGUGCUGCCCACCAUGUCCUACACUGUCCUCAAACUGCACAAGAAGCAUCUGAUGAAGCUGUCCAUGGAGGAGCUGGUGGAGUUUCUGCAGGUGACUUUGUCCAAAGAUUUCUUCUUCGAGGACGACUUUGUGAUCGAGCAGCUACAGGCGUCCAUGACGGAGCUCAGGAGGGCGAAGCUGGAGCUGCCCGCACCAGGUAAAGAGGAAGAGUUUCCCAAGAAGCCUCUCGGGCAGCUUCCUCCUGAGGUGGCAGUAGCAGCGGUGAACCACGUGGCCAACGGGCAAAGCCACGCCGAGCCAGUCGAGCCUCCCAGGGACCCGAGUCCUGUACCAGACCGUCAGCGGGACAGCCGCCCCCCCAGCCGGUCACGCCGGGACUCACUGGAGAAAGUGACCCGCCGCAACAAGGAUGACAGGAGGAAUGUCCGCUCCAGGGGAUCAGGGGAGAUCCCCAAUGAGCAGCAAAAGCAGUCCACCUCCACCACGCCUGAGAGAGGAGCAACCCCACCCUCAGCCCCCACCCCUACACCACAGCUCAUUACAGUGGAUAGAGGGAGGCCUCAGGGCCACGCCAUCGCCAACCACAACUCCAACGCGGCCUCCAGCUCUCGCAGAGAAAUCACUCCACGCUGGUACAAACCCUCCGAGACGAAGCUGGAAGCAGUCAAAGCAGCAGCAGCCCGGGAGGUCCAGCUGAGCAGAGGGGCGUCGCCGGCUCCUUCCAGCCCAGAGGACAGCGCUCAGCCCCACCGCCGGCCACGCUCCAAGGGCUUCGUCCCCGGUUCCGACCGAGGCUCCAACGCCUCCCAGUAUGACAACGUACCAGGGCUGCCAGAGCAGGAUUUCGAGAUCCUGGAGCUUGACAGACCUCCGUCCAGAAUGAGGACCCCCCGCAGUGAGACACCCUUCAGUGUAUCAUCCCUCCAUCAGGGCAGCCCGAGCCGUGGCACCAGCCUGACCGGGAGCGUCGUCUCCGUCGCAUCAGGGCCCAGGAUGGCAAAACACCCUCUUCCUCCUUCGUUUUCCCACAACAGUCCAGGAGGGGUCCAGUCCAGCUACCCUGGCAACCAGAGCCAGUACCUCACCCCUCCUCAGCAGCACUCCCCAGGCAGAACUACAACCGAAGUCCCCAUCUUCCAUCCUGCGUACAGCGUGAGCCUGGACCACAGAGGGGAGGACAGACACUAUGCCCCGCCCAACAGAUUUACCCCGCCCUCAAAUGUGGUGUACGGGGAAAGAGCGUACGCCACCACCCAGCGGCCAGCCAACAACCUCUCCCCAGACAAGGCUCUCAUGAACAACUCCUACACCACCUACCGCAGGGGGCCGCCACCAAGCUCCACCCACAACCCCCGAAACACCAGGCCUCUCCCGGAGCACUCCAUACAGCUGGAAACCAAGGGGAGCUCCACCCCUAUCUACCUGCAACAGCUCACCUCCACCACACAGGUCUAUGCUCCGGUGGACUACAGGUUUGAGGGGCAUCGGAGAGGUGAGGCAAACCCACAUUUCCUGCCAGAGGGCGGGCCUCGGCGGCCUGUAGACGGGCUCCCGUGGGCGCCGGAGGAUGAGCUGCCCCCUCAGUCCCCAGGUGGGAUGCCCCGUUCGCCCAGCUUCCAGCGAGCCCAAAUGUCUCCCGUUCAGGAGUUCACUUUCCCCCCAAAACCAGACAGCCUGCUUCACUACAGGACACAAUUCCAGGAGCAGCAGCCCGUCAUAAGGCAACAGCUCCCCCAACUGUUUGGAGGACCACACUACAGGCACGCACAGGAGGCGUUUGCCAUGCAGGAGUCCAUGCUGCUGUGAUUGGACGAUACAGAAAUGGCAAGACACUGUAAACAAAACAUAAAUAACUGAGGUGUAGUCACUGACACUGUGGUAAAGACGAGCAGUAGUCCUAGCUUUGUUAGAAGCCUGGUUUUGUUUCUGCUCUGUUGUUCUUUAUGUGUGAAGUACUGACCUUCUGACUGUCACACUGCGGCGUUAAUGCUGCAGGACACACCAGCCUCUGACGUUUUUACUUAUCACUUUAAAAAGAGAAAAAAAAAACUGACUGAAGAUUUUAUUUUAUUUUUGGAUGUAAAUCAUUAACGACAGGUGACAGCAUAUAUCUUUUAGAGUCUGAUAUGUACAGU